UAGCUGAAUGUUGGGUAGAAAUCCUCAGUGAGUUGUUCACUUCCUUUAAAUGUGUCUAGUUAUGUUUUUUGUAGGUUGAAAUCCAGCCUGUGAUAGUAACAACACACGCCUUUAAAUUCAGCUUUAGGUUUGGGUUAUGGGAGGAAGUUAAUGUGGUUUAACAAAAUGUGAAACUUCAUUAAAUUAUAGGAUUGCUUCAUGUACAACAUAUAUGCCGAAUUAAAGUCAGCCUGUUUUAGAUGAAGAAUAUCGUUUUUGUAGCAGUUAUGGGGGAAUAUGCUUUAUUUAGAUGUAAGAAUAAAUAAAAUUACCUAAAGUUUGGUAAAAGAUUCAUUCCUCAAUAGAAAACAGAGCCAGAUCAUGUCAGGAUCAGUUUCUGCUGCUUUACAGUGAAUCUUGAAACCAAAUAUUUUUAUACAAUGGCUUACAGAAGAGCCAUAAACCUCCUUCCUAGAGGAAAGGAGUGUGUCUUUAGUAUGUUGAUGCCUCCACGUUCACCAAAUUUCAUCAUUGGGCCUGUUAGGGUUCAUAAACUCUUAAAUAGCCGCUGUUGGGGAACAACGAGGACUCUUCACACUGGUUCACGACUGAUGGUGGCCAAGUUACUGUCGCUGGAUGAACUGUUUGUCAAGAGGUCCCUGCAAGACUACCUGAAGAAGAUGGAGACAGAGUAUAGUGAAUGUUUGAACAUUGUCAACAGCACCGGGACGGAGGAGGAGCAGGGGUGCAGUGAGGAGGAGAUGAGGGCCAAGAGGACCAAAGUGUCUCAGCUGGCUCCACUCAUCCAGAGCAUCAAGGAGUUGGACACCAAACAGAAAGAAAUAGCUGAGACUGAGACGCUCCUGAAAGAUGAAGAUCCAGGUCUGCGAGAAUUGGCUGAGCUGGAGAGGGAAGGCUGUGUGCAAGAUAUCCAGGACCUGAGACAGAAAAUCCUGGAGCUGUUGAUCCCUGAGGAGGACGAGGCAGAUCUGAGUGACGUCGUGCUGGAGGUCACAGCCGGUGUUGGGGGUCAGGAGGCCAUGCUGUUCACUGCUGAGUUGUUUGACAUGUAUCAUGGCUUCGCUCAGCACCACGGCUGGUCCUUUGACAUCUUGGAGCACAUGACCAGCGAGUUAGGUGGUCUGCGUCACGCCUCGGCCAGCAUCAGCGGCCCUCAGAGUUACAAGACGAUGAAGUUUGAGGGCGGAGUGCAUCGUGUCCAGAGGGUCCCCAAGACUGAAAAACAGGGCCGCAUGCACACCAGCACCAUGACUGUGGCUGUACUGCCCCAACCAACAGAGAUCUCCUUCACAAUAAACCCAAAGGACCUGAGGAUCGACACCAUGAGGGCGAGCGGAGCUGGAGGUCAACACGUCAACACCACAGACAGCGCAGUCAGAAUAGUCCAUCUGCCUACAGGCACCGUUGCAGAGUGCCAGCAGGAACGUUCCCAGAUGAAGAACAAGGACAAAGCCAUGAAAGCUCUAAGAGCCAAACUGUACAGCAAAAAGCUGGAGGAGGAGACCAGCAAACGCUACAACCAGCGUAAAGUACAGAUCGGUAACAAAGGCAGAUCGGAGAAGAUCCGAACCUACAACUUUGCCCAGGACCGGAUAACAGACCACCGCAUCGGCAUGACGGUGCACGAUGUUAAGAGCUUCCUGCUGGGAGAGGAUCUGCUGGAUGAGAUGAACUCCUCGCUGCAGGAAUUCUCUGACCAGGAAGCGCUUUUGGAACUGCUGGGAGAAAAUGAGGAGGGCUCAUGAGUUUGACUGUGAUGAAAAUGGAUUUUGUUGUAAUGGAAAAUUCUCGCUACAUGAGAAAAAGGACCAUGAUGGAUUAUAAGGGACUCAAGUCUUAAUGGGUCCGCCCUUCCAGAGUUUGAAUUAUGUUGAUCUCAGAGAUACAAUAUUUAGGUCUGUACACGUGGUCAGGAGUGAAAAAGCAAUGUCAGCACAAACUUAUGAGUGGCAAAUAAAGUGACUCAUCUAUGGAGUGAUCAUAAACGUUUGUAUUUGAUCUCGAGCAGUAAAAAUCAUGACUCAUUAAUAAUACCAACACCAGA
Scomber japonicus (chub mackerel) is the source of this 2044-nucleotide messenger RNA. RefSeq names its product mitochondrial translational release factor 1-like (gene mtrf1l). The coding region runs from base 420 to 1745 and encodes 441 amino acids. Lineage: Eukaryota; Metazoa; Chordata; Actinopteri; Scombriformes; Scombridae. The record is from RefSeq and is a predicted model, not a curated record. The transcript has 8 exons. Gene Ontology annotation, molecular function: translation release factor activity. Gene Ontology annotation, biological process: translational termination.